UGUCGACUGGUUUGCAUUCUCGUCCUCCCUCGCGUUCCGAAGAUUUGUGGGAUGGAUAGUGAUACCGAUGAAUCUGGGAGAAGGAAAGGCGGAAGGAGAAAUCCUUUCAAGCAACUCGAACAAUUGAGGGCGCGUGCAGAUGCAGUAACAGAUGGCAUUAACUUUGCUAGGGAAGAUGAUCGUAGCUUGGAGGCUUCAAGGGAAAGAUUGUCAAAGGUUCUCAAGAGAUAUGAAGACUUGAAGGACCGCUUGUCAAGAGAUUCUGAUAAAAUGAUCUAUGAGCGUUUGCUAAAGGACUUUGAAGCUGCGCGAGUUGCUCAAAGUGAAGAAAUUCUUUUGGAGGCUGAGCAGUGGAAUGAUGGAUUAUUAGCCACAAUUCGAGAAAGGGUCCACAUGGAAGCUGAUAGAAAAGCAAUGGGUCAAACUGGCAUGCCUCUGGAUCCUCAUUUCAAUGAGAAACCUUCUUAUAGAAUUGGAAACAAGGUACUCUUUUGUUUGGAAGGUUCUAGGAUAGGCAUACAAUAUGAGACAUCUUUUGCCGGAGAGCCCUGUGAAACUUUCCAUUGUGUGCUCGAAAGCAAAUCGUUUCUUGAAAAAUUGACUGUAAUUGAGCACACAAUUCCAUUUUUUUUACCUAUUAGAGAGGCAGAGAAUGAUUUCCUCUCGUCUAAUGCAAUGAAAUUCAUCGAUUAUGUUGGAGCGCUUUUGCAGUCAUAUGUUGACAGAAGAGAGCAGGUCCGUCUUAUAAAGGAAUUGUAUGGAAAUCAAAUUGGAGAGCUAUUUCACAGUCUGACAUACAAUUUAAUUGAAUUUGUGCUGGAUGAUUUUGAUUGCAAGGUGACUGUCAGUCUGAGAUACGCGGAUCUUGUUUCUGUAUUACCGAGCCGAAUUAGGGUAUUAGCAUGGCCUAUUCAUCCGUCCAAGAAGGCUUUGAUAACCGACAAAAAAGGAAGUGGAGCAACAGUCGCCAAAUCAAUUCCUUCUCGCCUUUCUUAUGCCGAGGAUGCCUUGCGAACCAUGAGCUUGCCAGAAGCAUACGCCGAAAUUGUGCUGAAUUUGCCUCGAGUGCUUGAGCAAAUCUUUUCACAUACCGGCCACGUGGCAACAUUUCAAUCUCAACAAAGAUAAGCCUCCCAGUAUGAAUGAAAGAAGAAGAAGAAGAAGAAGAAGAAGAAGGUGAAGCUCCAAAGCACAAUGAUCAUGGCCACCAUCUCCAUCCAAUUCCAUCCCAGUUUCCUCACCGGCAACCCUCUCAGGCCAAUCACUAAGCUCAAUUACAAAUCCCAUCCACUCUCUCUUCUCCCAUGCACCACUGCAUCCAUCCACCACCCCAACCAUUCCCAAUUG
Messenger RNA from Dioscorea cayenensis subsp. rotundata (Guinea yam), 1347 nucleotides. RefSeq lists its product as uncharacterized. The record is from RefSeq and is a predicted model, not a curated record. Bases 52 to 1128 code for a protein of 358 amino acids. The transcript has 15 exons. Gene Ontology annotation, cellular component: kinetochore; Mis6-Sim4 complex. NCBI's taxonomy places the organism in Eukaryota, Viridiplantae, Streptophyta, Magnoliopsida, Dioscoreales, Dioscoreaceae.